UCAACAACACCAGUAUAUCUUUACACAGUACAUUGCUUGCAAUGCAGUCCCUGCCAUCCACUUCAGGCCGCUCGGCCGUGACUCAGCCUGCGCAGCAUUUAUGUCGCUUGCGAAGGCUGCCGCUGGUUGGUAGGAAACUUGAUAUCAUACGUAGUGCACCUCAUGUAUCAAGAACAGAAGCAGUCGCGACCGAGCAGUCGCGCACUCAAAGCAUAAAUGCCAAAGACCUAGCUGCGUUCGUUGCUUUCUCAAGCUUGGCUGGGCCUGUGGAAAAUGCGUUUGCAUCAGAAGCGAGUGUCGCUUACAACGCAGCUGGGGGCGAUGAAUUCCUAAAGAACCUUGCAGGCGUCGCAUAUAUCUUGUUAGUUGGCGUGUUUCUCUUUAGGCUCCUUCGUAGACGGGCUGCGAAGGCAAAAUCGGAGCGCGUUGCUAGCCAGUCGACAGCUGGUCCAUCUGUGUUCUCCCAGCUGCGCGAGAAGGUUGGCGCCAAGAAGCCGGGGAAGGCAACGCCGCUGACUGCCUUUCUGGGCUGCUGCCAGGCCUCGCUGCUGGCCUGGGGGCUGUGGAUCUUCAGCACCAAGGUGCAGGGAGUCAUCGAGGCGCAAUCGCUGCCGGAUAGCUACACGGCUCGCAACAUCGCCAUCACGGUACGCACCAUCAUCACAGGCCUGUGCUACCUGGCCACCUUCAUCUUCGCAGCCAAUGGAGUGGGGCUGGCGGGUCUGUCCGUGCAGUUGCUGCUGUUCCCCAACAGUCUGCAGGACGAUGAGGCCGAGGAGGACGAUGAGGCGGCUGCAGCUGCUGCCCGGGGUCCGCAGCUGCCCCAGGUGCGCAUUACCUCGCACCCGCAGCAGCUGCGGGCGGCGUUCGGUGUCGCCGAGCGGCUGGGGAAGCAGGAGGCGGGUAAGGCAGCGGGGGCGCCGGGGGGCGGUAGCGGCAGCGGUAGCGGUAGCAGUGGGGAGGGUGCAGGCGGCUCGGUGCCUCCGAAACCAGAUGCCUAGUGUGUUUUAGUGUGUACGGUAGAUGAAGCAAUGAAAUGUGGUGGUGGCGGGUUGCUGCUGUCUUUCAACGGUCUGCAACGGAGAGGGCAUGCAUCUUGCGUUAUUUGCAUGAAGCCCAGAGGCAAGGUUACUAGGUUAGGCUACUUUGUGUGGAGCGCUGCGGCUGAAGGAGGGCAGGAGAGAGGAGCGCGGAGGGCUGAGGUGCUAGGUGAUGUAGCAGACGUGAGGGAUUUGGGUUGCCGUGCGCAUAUGGAUAUCCGCAUGGCAAUGCUACUAAAUGA
Molecule: messenger RNA, 1282 nt
Organism: Astrephomene gubernaculifera
Lineage: Eukaryota; Viridiplantae; Chlorophyta; Chlorophyceae; Chlamydomonadales; Astrephomenaceae
Source: the annotation of a GenBank genome assembly